Messenger RNA from Ixodes scapularis (black-legged tick), 537 nucleotides. RefSeq names its product probable small nuclear ribonucleoprotein E (gene SmE). Gene Ontology annotation, cellular component: U4 snRNP; precatalytic spliceosome; U1 snRNP. The record is from RefSeq and is a predicted model, not a curated record. The transcript is spliced from 5 exons. Gene Ontology annotation, biological process: mRNA splicing, via spliceosome; spliceosomal snRNP assembly. Bases 118 to 402 code for a protein of 94 amino acids. NCBI's taxonomy places the organism in Eukaryota, Metazoa, Arthropoda, Arachnida, Ixodida, Ixodidae. Gene Ontology annotation, molecular function: RNA binding.
ACGCAAUUUUGCCGUAGGCAGGUUCGCCAUAUUGGUCGUGUCCAUCGCAAAGCGCGUGUGGAGUUUGAAGUUAUUACUGCAAGUCUCGAUUCCUACGUGAAGCAAGAAUCAGCGAAGAUGUCGUACAAAGGAGGACCAGGCCAAAAAGUUCAGAAGGUUAUGGUGCAACCCAUUAACCUGAUUUUCAGAUAUCUACAGAACAGGGCUCGGAUUCAGGUUUGGCUUUACGAGAACGUCAUCCUUCGAAUUGAAGGCCAUAUUAUUGGCUUCGACGAGUACAUGAACUUGGUUUUGGACGACGCUGAGGAAAUCUACACAAAGACUAAGCAGCGGAAGCAAGUUGGUCGAAUUCUUCUCAAGGGUGAAAACAUUACAUUGAUCAUGAGCACCCAGAGCAUGUGAAGGGGAAACACCAUGAACGACGGUUCUUUGUAAUGCUGGCUGCAUUUUGUUUUGUUAAUCACUUUCAUAUAAAGGCAAUGAGGUGACCAUUCAUUUGUACUUUUAUUCAACUCAUUAAACCUAUUUUGGUUGUCA